AUGUCUUGCGAUGAUGAAUCCGGAAAUUCUUUUCCAUUUAUCGACGACGACGACGACGGCGGCGGCGUCGAUGACGUCAACGAUGACGUCGACACCGUCGACGAUUUCCAUUACAAGUUAAACAUAAUCGAAAAAUACAAGAAUAAAAAUCGUAAUAUCGAAAUUAAAAAUCAAUCAUUCUCGAAUGAAUUCAUAAAUAAUCCUCCUCCUACUAUCGCACCAUUGGCUUACGAAAAUGAUUUAUCAGACGACAAAACCGAUGAUAAUAAUAAUAAUAAUAAUAAAUCCUCGGUUGGAAAUUCUCGGGAUUCGACGAUAUUAAAAUUAGUCGUUAGAGGAUGGAAUUCGACGAUAAGCAUUCAAGGUUUGGAUAAAAAAUCAAACAUAUCCUUUAAUAGAAAAAUCGUACAAGGUAAAAAAAAACAAACGACGACAAAACCGACGGUGACGACAACAGGGAAAAACGUCGAAAACGUACAAACGAAUAAUUCGAUAAAAGAAUCGACGAAGAAAAAAAAAUGGAAAAUGUUAACGAAAUCAAUAAUAUCGAAAUCGAAAAAAUUCGAUAAAAAAUCAGACGAAAGAUAUCCGAAAUACGUUUUAUUAAAAAACGAAGAAGAGGAAGAAGCAGGAGGAGAAGGAGGAGGAGGAGAAGGAGGAGGAGGAAGAGGAGAAAUCGACGAGAAAAAAAAAAUCGUGGCAGGAUCAUUAUCGAACCCGAAUGAAAAAACGACGAAGAGUAAAAAAAUAAUAGAAAUAAAAAAAAAUAAAAUGAUACCAACGAAAACGACAAUCCCUAAUAAAACCCCAUCAAUUAAUGUUAAUUCAAAUGAUGUUGAGGAAAUAUGGAAAACCGGAAGUGAAUCUCAAUUGAUAUUUAACGUAACGAGACGUUCGUCGUCUCAGGGUCGAGUUUUUAACGAAAUCGAAAACGUAUUAAAAGAAGCAUUGAAAUUAUGUCCGGAAGUUAAAGCCACGUUCGAUGUAUUUAAAAACGAUGGAAAAAAUAAAAUCGAAAAAAAAAAAUCGGUUCCCUUCUGUAAUACGUCAUCGUUAAAUCCUCCCGGUAAAAAUAAUAAUCGAUAUACCGGAAAUAAAACGAAUACCGAAACGGAUACACGUCAUAAUAAUACUCAAAAUGAUGAUGACGUCAAAAAAAACGGUGAAAAAAAUCAAAAUAAUCAUUAUGAUAAAGUAAAUGAUGAUGUUGAAUUUUCCGAAAGGAAAAAUACAAACGAAUUAUUACCGGAAACGUAUCAACCGGAAAAAGAUUUUGAUAAUUUACAAUUUGGAAUAUUAUCAAGUUUUUUUUCAUCUCCUAUACUCAUUAUGAAAACUUGCAAAGAUGAAAUUUUUAAUAAUAAUAAUAAUAAUAACGAUGAAUUUGAAGAAGCGAACGCUCUACGAGAAACUUCGACGAAUGAUGACGUCGAGACAUUACCAUCGACUUCGAAUAUUUUAUUAAAAUCGAAAAUUUAUACAAAUGAUGAUGAUGAUGAUACUAAAAAAAACGUGUCAUUAGACGAUUGUCCUAACCGUUUACCCGUAUCAGAUGAAAACGACGUGACGAAAUCAGAAGAGGAAACGGAAACAACGACGAAAUAUUACUGCAUACAUACAGAAACGGAAGCUGGAAAAAAUCGUGAUGAUGACGUCACAUCGACAACAACAACAACUACUACCACGACGGAAUUCACAUUAAAAACCGAUCAAACGGAUGAUAAUUUAUUACUAACUAAAACCGGUUAUAAAGUUUCCGAUCAAUUAUCGAAAUUAUCGUUAAAUUUUUGUCAAAAUAAUAAAAAAAAAAUUAUCGUCGAUGAAAAACCGGAAAUGGAUAAUAUCGAAAAAUUAAAUGAUAAUGAUAAUAAUGAUAAUGAUAAUAAUGAUAAUGAUAAUAAUAACGUGGUUAUAACAUUUAAAAUGUGCGAUUCUGGAAACAUCAAAUUGUCAAUAAUCGAUAAUAAAAAUAAUAAUAAUAAUAAUAAUAAUAUAGUUUUAUCAAUCGGAAAUGAUAAUAAUGAUAAUGAUGAUGAUGAUAAUAAUGAUGAGAAAAAAAUUCAAAUAUCGAAAAAUGAAGAAGAAAAAGUUCUUACGAAAGAAGCCAACGUUGGAACGGAUGAAAAUUUUUUUUUGGCUGGAGGAAAUUUUCCACAUUCGAAAGUUGAAGAAUGUACGAAAAAUCUUUCUCCUCGUAAGAGUCAUUUAUUAAAAAAUUUAAAAGAAAAACUUAAAUCCGAUAAUAAUAAUUAUCAUUAUCAUCACUAUCAUCAUGUUUUUCCGGAUGAUGAUAAAAUAAUACGGGAAUUUAUGGAAAAUGAAAAAAUUCAUUUCGGUGGAAUUUUUUUACUUCAAAAAUUCGAUCACAAAUCCGUCGAUGACGAAAAAUUUAAUAAAAAAAAAUCAUCGUGUCAGACACUUUCAACGCUCACAACACGUAAAAACGCGGGAAAUAUAAGAAAAAAUGAUGACGUCAUUGAAAAAUUAAGAGAAUAUUAUUGCCAAGAUUGCAUGGCGACGAUGAGAAUUUUCGAAGAUGAAAAUCCAUCCGUUAAAACCAUGAUCGAUAAAUUCGAAACAAUCAUUCAACUUAAAAAUUAA
Pediculus humanus corporis (human body louse) is the source of this 2601-nucleotide messenger RNA. RefSeq lists its product as uncharacterized. The record is from RefSeq and is a predicted model, not a curated record. Lineage: Eukaryota; Metazoa; Arthropoda; Insecta; Psocodea; Pediculidae. The transcript is spliced from 6 exons. The coding region runs from base 1 to 2601 and encodes 866 amino acids.